ACACACCCAACGUGACACCACACCCACGAGGUUGCUACGUGUACGUUCAAGGGGGAGGGGCACGUAAGUAACAAAAAAAAAAGAAGGAAAGGAGAGCGAAGCUAUUUUAUUUCAACAUCUUUAUAGAAAGUCUAAAGUCAACAGUUUGGAGUCAUGCCUAUACGUCGUGCAGCUGGGACUCCACCCCAGGAGACACCCCCCUUGGCUGCACCAGAUGGAGAGCCUGAUGCCAGCUCUGAGGAAUCUGCCUCUGUUGAGGAGGAGCAGGAGGUAGCACCCGCAGCCCCAGUAGCCAAGAAGGGGGAGGGUCAAGGAGAAUGUGAGGGCACAGGUGAAGGAGACCCAAAAGAGAAUGGUGAGAAACCUGAUGAAUCGACUGGAAAGAAGACUGAGGAGAAGAAGACUGAGGGGGAAGAGGCUGAGAAGGAAGAGAAAGAUGGAGUGAAAGAGAAAGUCAAGAAGCCUAUUAAAAGGACCAUUCCUGCCUGGGCCACCAUGUCUGCCAGCAAACGUGCAACGCUCACUAAUAAGAGCACCUCCACCAUGCAGCCGCCUAGGAUGGACGACAUCCUCAUUGAGGCUAUUGAGUCCUGCAAGGAGAAGACUGGGGCCUCAGCCCAUUCUGUCAUGAAGUACAUUGUGAAGAAAUACCCUAACCUGGAGUUGGACAAGAGGAAAUUCCUUCUCAAGAAGGCUCUCAAGAGGCAGCUGGAGAAGGGCACCGUCAAACAGCUGAAGGGUAAAGGCCUUUCUGGAAGCUUUACCAUUGGGAAGCAGCCCCCUAAUAAAUCCACUGCUAAAGGGAAGCCGAUGGCAGUAGCUCCUGGGUUGAAGGCAGAGACCCUUGGGGAUGCUCUGCCCCUGAUCAUCACACGGCUAUGUGAGCCCAAAGAGGCGUCUUACAUUCUGAUCAAGAAAUAUGUGGAGCAGCACUUCCCUCAACUCAACGUGGAGCAUCGGCCGGAUAUCCUAAAGAGUGGCCUGGUGAGAGCUGUGGACAAGGGUCAACUGGAGCAGAUCACAGGAAAAGGUGCCUCUGGAACAUUCCAGCUGAAGCGGGAAGGGGGCAAGUUCCUGCUUAAAGGUGGGCCCCUGGAGGAUGCUAUCAUGACGGCCAUCGUGGCCAUGAACGAACCCAAGACUUGCAGUACCACCACACUCCGCAAAUUCCUGUUAGAGACAAACAAGGACAGCAUGGAGUACCGUGUGGUGAACAGCCUAAAGAGGACACUGCAGAAGUGUAAAAUGAUGGGCUGGAUGGAGCAGAUCACUGGGAAUGGGCUAAAUGGGACCUACCAGCUCUGCUACCCUUACCACCCCAGCCCAGCCAUUCUGUUCCCAGAAAAACAGAAGGUGAAAGAGCAGAAAAUGGCAGAGAAGGCUAAACGCAGAAAGAUGGUUGACUCGUCUGAUGAGGAGGAAGAGGAGUCGUCUGAGGAGGAUGAGGAGUCAGAUGAUGAACCCCCUCCUAAGAGGAAAGCUGUGAAGCGGCCACCACCUAAAGCACGUCGCCCUCCCCCCAGCAAGAAGUCACAGCCGGCAAGUCAGUCAAGGGCUAAGGGCAAGAAAAGAGCUGCCCCUGCUAAGAGAUCUGCACCCCCAGUCAAGAAACCAGCACCCCAAGCUAAAAAAGCAGCACCCCCAGCCAAGAAGCCUGCUCCCCUAGCGAGGAAACCAGUGCCACCAACAAACAAACCAGUGCCCCCGGUUAAGAAACCUGCAGCUGCCAGUAAAGCUGUAGCCUCAAAGAAGACUCCCCCACCAGCUACGGCGGCACCCACACCAGUCAAGAAAGCUGCUCCAGCGAGCAAGCCCAAAACACCCAUUGUCAAAAAGCUGACAAGCAGGGCAUCAAAGCGCCCAGUGCCCAAAAAGUCACCACCUGCGAAGAAGGAAGCGGCCAAAUCUGCAGUGAAGGCCAAGCCAGCAGCCCGCAAGUCCCUGAGGGAGCGGAAGUGAGCUCACUAUUGACCAGUAGUGGAAGUUUAACUGUAGCUCUGAAGACUGCAGUGCUCUGCCUCUAGCCAUGCUCUCUUUCGCAUCAUUGUUUUCUCCCUGUUUGGGGCUCUAGGAUUCUUCUCUGUAGGAUAGGGAUGUGACAGUUAUCAGUUCAUGUCAAUUUACUGUACUUUGAACUGUUACAUUUCUGUGAACCCAACCUCUGAACACCAUUGUGUAGAAAGUCCUCUUCAAAUACUGUAAAAUUGCCUAGGUAUUGAAUUGUGAAAUGUCACAAUUUCCCUCACACACUUGUGUAUAUGCAGAGAUCUAACAAAAUCAAAGUGACUUGUCUUUUAAUUUUAACAUUUAAUCCCAAUCCACUUUCCCAUGUUUUAGCUUGACACAUUCCUUGUAUAAAAAUAUAGAAUUCUCUACAUUUAAUCUGGAGUAAAUUUUCAAAUCUUAAAGAAUAUUGAGAUUUAUGUAAGUGAAUUUGAGAGCAUGAGAAUUUUUCAUGUAAUGAAUUGUGUUAUUUAAAUUACAUUUCCUUGAUCAGUUGCAGGGCCCAUGGUUAAAAUAAUUAAUUUGAUUGGAGACUGACAUAAGGAAGCAAUUUGUCAUUGUUAUAUUCAGUACUACUGCAUAAUAUUAGGGGAAUAUUUUUUUAAAGUGCGUAACUAAUGAACGUUCAUUUUAUCAUAUAAAGCUAAAAAUAAAAUAAAAAGAUACAAAAUCGUCUACAUUCUGUGUAAUAAUACAAGAUUUGAAGAAACUUCAUUUUGAAGGUGUGGCUCAUGCAUACCUUGCAUGCGUGUACUCUUUAUGUUAUGCUUUUUUCCAAGUCGUUAUUAAAAUUGCUAUUUGUACUAAA
Messenger RNA from Oncorhynchus gorbuscha (pink salmon), 2812 nucleotides. RefSeq names its product heterochromatin protein 1, binding protein 3 (gene hp1bp3). The record is from RefSeq and is a predicted model, not a curated record. The transcript has 12 exons. Gene Ontology annotation, biological process: nucleosome assembly; heterochromatin organization. Lineage: Eukaryota; Metazoa; Chordata; Actinopteri; Salmoniformes; Salmonidae. Gene Ontology annotation, cellular component: nucleosome; nucleus; chromosome. Bases 154 to 1959 code for a protein of 601 amino acids. Gene Ontology annotation, molecular function: DNA binding; structural constituent of chromatin; nucleosome binding.